Lacerta agilis (Sand lizard) is the source of this 1227-nucleotide messenger RNA. It is a transcript of the gene TNFRSF14, whose product is annotated as TNF receptor superfamily member 14. Lineage: Eukaryota; Metazoa; Chordata; Lepidosauria; Squamata; Lacertidae. Gene Ontology annotation, biological process: immune response; apoptotic process; positive regulation of T cell migration. The record is from RefSeq and is a predicted model, not a curated record. Gene Ontology annotation, molecular function: protein binding; transmembrane signaling receptor activity. The transcript is spliced from 6 exons. Bases 295 to 1044 code for a protein of 249 amino acids. Gene Ontology annotation, cellular component: external side of plasma membrane; membrane.
AGAGAGAGAGAGAGAUCUUUUUUUACUUUCACUUUUGGAGCUCCGGAUCGUCGAGCUGUGACCUCUUCGUUUGACGGGACUCGGAGAUUCAGAGACAGGCCUGGCAAGUUUGGUCUAGUUUGGUUGGAGGCCCAGAGGGGAAAGGCAGUGGGAGAAGUGGGAACUUCAGAAUGCAAUGUGCUCGGUGCUGGGAAUAUGCAGUCCGAAAAUCCUGGAUGUAUAGGAACCGAAGGGAGGUAAACACAAGAUUGCCGUUAACUACAGGGUAACGACCUUCGUCUGCCUCGUGACUGGAUGGAAUUGGAAUCCUCCUGGAACCCCUUUUUCGGCACCAUGCAUCUGAGCUUCUGCAUCUUCCUCGCAACACAGCUGCUUCUCUUCCAGUUAGCCUCCUCCUGUACUAAUUCAGAGUACGAUAACCGUGGCGAAUGCUGCCCCAAAUGCAACCCAGGAUACAGAGUCGAGAGACACUGUACUUCUACUUCCAGUACAACAUGCGUUCUUUGUGCUAGGGGGACGUACACGAACCGGUCAAAUGGGCUGCCAGAGUGCAUUAAAUGUCAAGAAUGUGAAUCAGGAGCCCAUCUAAGAGUUAAAGAAGAAUGCACGUAUACGAAGAACACAGUCUGUUCUUGCAAGCCUGGCUAUUAUUGCACUCAGUUCAUCGACCACGACUGCGAACAGUGCUCAAAGCACACCAUUUCUCCACCUGGUUUUAAGGUGACACAGCCAGGCACAGAAACCAAUGACACCCGGUUCGUACCCUGCCCUCCUGGGACCUAUUCAGAGACCGAGAUGUCCACCUCCUGUGAACCUUGGACUAAUUGCAGUAAGGCAGGCAUGGUAGAAAAACAAGCAGGCACAGCAGUUUCCAAUGCAGUUUGUGCAUGUGUCGGCCAGAAGCAGGUGCCUAUGCCGGUAUUCCUAGCUACUACUGCCUUUCUUGUUCUGCUGGUUCUUGCCUUAAUAUGUGUCAUCAUAAUAUGGCAAUGGAGGAAGCGCAUCAAAAAAUGUAAGUGUGCAAAGAAUGCGCUAUGUAGUUGAGCAAAAUUGAAUCCAGAAUCUGCAUUCCUGUGUCUUGCAAGUGGAACUCUACUUUGAGCAGUCAAAAACCUUCCCCAACCCCAGUUCAUUUGGUUUGCUUGCCUUUUGCUUGAUUGGAGAGGACAAAGAAGGUAUACUUGGCUUUUAAGCUAGAGAUGAGGGACAUCAGGCCUGGGGGAGUCC